Messenger RNA from Cryptomeria japonica (Japanese cedar), 1608 nucleotides. RefSeq names its product WAT1-related protein At5g07050. Lineage: Eukaryota; Viridiplantae; Streptophyta; Pinopsida; Cupressales; Cupressaceae. Gene Ontology annotation, cellular component: plasma membrane. Bases 218 to 1360 code for a protein of 380 amino acids. The transcript has 7 exons. The record is from RefSeq and is a predicted model, not a curated record. Gene Ontology annotation, molecular function: transmembrane transporter activity.
AGAAAAGCUAACCACCUUUCAGAAAUUCUAUUGGAGUUCACAAGUUGCUGUGUUGUCUAGAAUCCAUUGGUGGGUCUGCCUCCCCCAACCUCUUUUUGUGCUGCCUCUGCAUCUUCAGGGUCUAUAAAACAUGGAGGAUUGUGAAUCAGAGGGAGCAUCCCAAAACUGCUUUCUGGAGGAAGCUUUUGCUUAGAAUAUUUUCUGCAUAUCAAUAGGGAUGGAGUUGUUUGAGAAAUCAAAGCCCUAUAUUGCAAUGUCUUCCCUCCAGUUUGGGUAUGCUGGGAUGAAUAUCAUAACUAAGGUUUCUCUCAAUCAUGGAAUGAGUCACUUUGUCCUGGUAGUUUACAGACAUGCUGUUGCUACAGCUGUCCUUGCUCCAUUUGCUUUCUUCCUAGAAAGGAAGGUGCGACCAAAACUCACGUUUUCGAUAUUUUGUCAGAUUUUUGCGCUGGGUUUGUUGGGGCCUGUAAUUGAUCAGAAUUUUUACUACCUGGGUCUGAAGUAUACUUCCCCUACUUUUGGGUGUGCAAUGAGUAACUUACUCCCUGCUAUGACUUUUAUAUUAGCUCUCAUCUUCAGGAUGGAGAAAGUAAAGAUUCGAGAGAUACGUAGUCAAGCAAAGAUUCUGGGAACUAUGGUAUGUGUAGGGGGAGCAAUGUUGAUGACCUUGUACAAAGGUCCCAUUGUUCCCAUGUUUUGGAAUUCACAUAAGCAUGGCCACUCCUCAAGUACUGCUGCCUCUCAUGACAAUGAUAGUGACUGGCUCAAAGGUUGCCUCUGUUUACUUGCUGCCACCCUUGCUUGGGCAGGCUUGUUUGUUCUUCAGGCUUCUGUUCUUAAGAAGUAUUCAGCCCAACUUUCGCUUGCUACCUUAAUAUGCUUCCUGGGCACAUUACAGUCAACUGCAAUCACCCUGGCUGUUGAACGACGUCCAUCUGCCUGGCAAAUCGGAUGGGACAUGAACCUGCUUACUGCAGUUUACUCUGGAGUAGUGGCUUCAGGAAUUGCCUAUUAUGUGCAAGGAUUGUGCAUGAGAGAGAAAGGACCCGUUUUUGCCACUGCAUUCAGUCCAUUGAUGAUGAUUAUUGUAGCAAUCAUGGACUCCGCCAUUCUUUCUCAGAGCAUCUAUGUUGGCAGUGUGGUGGGAGGAGUGCUGAUAGUUGUGGGACUCUACUGUGUUCUGUGGGGCAAAGUCAAGGAUGUCAAGAUCUCCCAAUGCACAGCCUCUGCCUCAGAGUUCAUACUUCCCACCAAGGCACUACCCAACAAACAAGAGAAUAUGGAAGCAAGUGAGACAGUUGCAGACAAGAUAGAUAUUACUGUUUUCAAUGUAAAAAGCAAGCAGAAUGAGGAAAAGUAGAAGCUUGUGAAAAAGAGAAUGUGCAGGUCUGAAUUAUAGUUUUAUAAUUUUGAAGAGCAUUGAAGGGAGUGAGUGUGAGCGUGGUACAGUUUAGAAUAUUUGGUAGGGGAACACGCAUGCAUGAUUGAUUCUCUACGUCCAUUCGACGUGAUGUGAAUGGAAUGUUAAGCACUUGUUUUUAUAUUCUUCCAUAAAUUAAAAGAAUGCUUUUGUUUCAUUAAAAAAAAUAAAGAGAAUGCUUUUGUAAA